CUAUCCUUUUGUGUCCAUCACCCCAAGUCCACAACAACCUAGAGCAUUUAACAUUAGGGCCCAGCUAGGUUAAAUUGACGCCUUCAAGUCGGAGCAACGAAGGAAGAUGAGCGUGUGGAAGCAUUUAGCGCUGUUGGGGAGAGCCAAUUCGAAGGAAUCAAUAGAAUAUAUACUUGAAGCUCUGUGGAGAACUCGCAAGACAGGGCUUGAUGCCGCCGACCGCCAAAUAUUCCGCGAAAUGCUUCAACUUCCUAAUGAUUCUGACCUCGACCCUCUUCUGGUGUGCCUUCGUAUUUUGAUUCGCAAAUGUGUUUAUGAGAAUUCCAAGAAGGAUGAAAUUCAAAAGUUGUUUCCUGCUGAGGUCCAACCCGAGUUACAAAGAUUAUUAACACUUCUACUGCAAAAAUUUCAAAAGGAGUGGCGUGAAGAUAUAGCUAAAGAAGAUACAGCUAAUGACCGGGUCAUCUUGCCUCAACUGAGAGCAAUGACAUGGAGCAGGGGAAAUGAGGGCAGUGAAAUUGGAGACCCUGCAGCAAUUACAAAUUUAAAGCUUCGAGGUGAUGAAAAAUCUAGCUGCAAAGAAAACGAUGUGCAGUUCCACUUGAGAAAGGGCACUUUAGAAACAAUGUUGAAGUCAAUGUACUCUGUAAGGAGCCAACUGUCGGAUGAUGUACAAAUAUCAAAUAGAUCGUAAUUGUGUACCCCAACAAACAAAUAAGCGUGUUUCUUGGAAUAUGGAUGAGGUGCUGGAAAGACAAGCAAAUUGUUCUGUUAUGCCCAACUUGUUUACAUCGACUACAUUUGGUAGUCUUCAAUGGUACUGAUUCAGUCGCAGGGAUAUGCCUCUUCUUUUGUCUUUUUCCUUGUAAAAUCUCUACAUCGGGAGGUUUUGUGAUCUCAGAUUCUACAUUUUGUGGAAUAUCCCAUGAUUUUUGAUCUCCCACGAUAUUCACAUGUCCUUCAUAUGUUUUGAACCUUGUUUCCUUUGAAUACCAUUUUGAGCAGUAAUCAUAUUUCUGCAAAUAUCUCUUAUUAAUAGUAGCAAUUACAUGUGGACAGGGCAAUUCAUCAAGUUGGAAUUCCAAGCAGUCACAAGUUCUCUUCUUUAAGUCCACAAUGAAUUCGAUUCAUUCACUAUUUAUUCUAAAUAACAUUGAAUCAAGG
Messenger RNA from Nicotiana attenuata, 1164 nucleotides. RefSeq lists its product as uncharacterized. Lineage: Eukaryota; Viridiplantae; Streptophyta; Magnoliopsida; Solanales; Solanaceae. The transcript has 6 exons. The record is from RefSeq and is a predicted model, not a curated record. Bases 107 to 694 code for a protein of 195 amino acids.